CCUUCUUCGAUUUGAUCGUGUAGUCGUCGUCGUCGUCGUCAUUGUUGUUAGGGUUUCGAUCUGCUCCUAAUUCCUGAAGAAGUGGACAUGGCCGCGCAGCAGAACCUCGAGAAGAUGCAGCUCCGCCAGAAUUACCGGAAUCUCUGGCACUCCGAUCUCUUGAGAACCAUUCAGGCUGACACUCCUUAUUGCUGUUUUGCUUUGUGGUGUGCGCCAUGUGUGUCAUAUCUGCUCCGCAAAAGAGCUCUUUACAAUGACAUGUCAAGAUACACAUGCUGUGCUGGUUACAUGCCCUGCAGUGGUCGAUGUGGAGAAAGUAAAUGUCCUGAAUUCUGCCUUUGCACGGAGGUUUUCCUAUGCUUUGGAAAUUCAGUGGCCUCAACUCGAUUUUUGUUGCAAGAUGAAUUUAAUAUUCAAACAACGCAAUGUGAUAAUUGCAUUAUCGGUUUCAUGUUUUGCCUUCAACAACUUGCAUGCAUAUUUUCUAUUGUUGCAUUAAUUGUGGGAAGUAGUGAAAUUCAAGAGGCUUCUCAAUUGCUAUCUUGUUUAGCUGACUUUGUGUACUGCACGGUUUGUGCUUGCAUGCAGACUCAGCACAAGAUUGAAAUGGACAAGCGUGAUGGCAUGUUUGGACCCCAACCUAUGGCAAUUCCCCCAGUUCAGCAGAUGUCACGCAUUGAUCAACAAAUCCCUCCUUCAGUUGGGUACGCACCACAGCCAGCAUAUGGACAGAACUAUGGUUAUCCACCUGCCCCUCAACCUUAUGGGUAUCCAGCUACUGGUUACCCCCCAACGGCCUAUCCCCCACCGGGACAUCCACCUUCUGGCUACUAGAAGUGAUUUUUUUAAUCAUGCUUUAUGUUGGUCUGCUGCUCCAAUUGUUUGGUUACAUUUCGUUCAAGUUCUCAUUGAUGUCAAAACAAUCAUUCAUGUGCAGGAUUUUGGUAAAAUACAAUAGCCACAUUAAUUAUUUGGUUGCUUUUCAUGUACAAGUUUUGGUUAAAGUUCGGAUGUGAGACAAGCGUAUUGUUCAUUCCGAUACUUUGCCUUCUAUUUGUACAAUAAUCUCAUUGUUGCUUACAUAUUGGUCCUUUACUCCUUUUUUCUUUUUUGUGUGCGAUGUGGUGUAAA
Gastrolobium bilobum is the source of this 1131-nucleotide messenger RNA. RefSeq lists its product as uncharacterized. The record is from RefSeq and is a predicted model, not a curated record. The transcript is spliced from 8 exons. Bases 88 to 834 code for a protein of 248 amino acids. NCBI's taxonomy places the organism in Eukaryota, Viridiplantae, Streptophyta, Magnoliopsida, Fabales, Fabaceae.